Messenger RNA from Onychomys torridus (southern grasshopper mouse), 1178 nucleotides. RefSeq names its product carbonyl reductase 4 (gene Cbr4). Bases 121 to 831 code for a protein of 236 amino acids. The transcript is spliced from 5 exons. The record is from RefSeq and is a predicted model, not a curated record. Gene Ontology annotation, molecular function: oxidoreductase activity, acting on the CH-OH group of donors, NAD or NADP as acceptor; quinone binding. Gene Ontology annotation, biological process: fatty acid biosynthetic process. Lineage: Eukaryota; Metazoa; Chordata; Mammalia; Rodentia; Cricetidae.
GUGGCCGAGGUCGGUUGUUCGAAGCGAGUGCUUACUAGUUUUUCCCCCCACCCCGCAGCUUUGUCUUUUAUUUCGCGUUCUGACUCCCAGGGAGUCCAUCUGGCCGGUCCGGGGUCCAAGAUGGACAAAGUCUGUGCGGUGUUUGGAGGCUCCCGGGGGAUCGGCAGGGCUGUGGCUCAGCUAAUGGCACAGAAGGGCUACCGUCUGGCGAUCGUCGCCAGAAACCUGGAAGUGGCCAAAGCCGCCGCCGGCGAGCUCGGCGGAAACCACUUGGCAUUUAGCUGUGAUGUCGCUAAGGAACAGGAUGUUCAAAAUACAUUUGAAGAGAUGGAGAAACAUUUAGGUCCAGUAAAUUUCUUGGUAAAUGCAGCUGGUAUUAACAGAGAUGGUCUUUUGGUAAGAACCAGAACCGAAGAUAUGGUAUCUCAGCUGCACACUAACCUCUUGGGCUCCAUGCUGACCUGCAAAGCUGCCAUGAGGACAAUGAUUCAGCAGGGUGGGUCCAUCGUUAAUGUAGGGAGUAUCAUUGGUUUCAAAGGCAACGUGGGCCAGUCAGCAUACAGCGCCAGCAAAGGAGGGCUCAUUGGGUUUUCACGCUCACUUGCCAAGGAGGUCUCGCGGAAGAAAAUCAGAGUCAAUGUGGUCGCGCCAGGAUUCAUUCACACAGACAUGACAAAGCACUUGAAAGAAGAUUAUUUAAAGAAAAACAUCCCCCUUGGGCGCUUUGGAGAUGCUCUGGAGGUGGCGCAUGCGGUUGUGUUCCUUUUGGAGUCGCCGUACAUCACAGGACAUGUUCUGGUUGUGGAUGGAGGAUUACAGCUCACCGUCUGAUUGGAGAUGGUUCCGUGCUGAUGGCUGGUCACGUGCACAGCUUUCUAUUAAUUAGGCUAUCAUAGCUCUAUGGGUGACAUUUGUUACUAAAAAUGGUUCUAUCUUUGUGUGAACAUGUUUCAAAAGAACAAUGUGUGACUGGUUGUAAUCUAAAAGGUCUGAAUCCUCUGUCUUUAGAGGCCGUAGCAAUUUUAGCACAGACAUUUUGUAAGAGAUAUGCAUCAGUGUUUCUAUUUUUGCCUUGAAAACGGAAAAUUCUGUCGUCUGAUUGUGAUACAGUUCAAGUGUAUCAAGCUGGAUUUUUAAAACACAGACUUUGUGCUGUUGCUAAAAUAAGAGUAUUUGCA